Molecule: messenger RNA, 1400 nt
Organism: Bradysia coprophila
Lineage: Eukaryota; Metazoa; Arthropoda; Insecta; Diptera; Sciaridae
Source: RefSeq, a predicted model, not a curated record
UUUCCUAAACGCAUUUUUUGUUCGAUGUGAUUAUGGAUAAUAUUUGUAUCAAACAUUAGGCAAACUUGUAUAAUUUUCCACCCGUUGUUAUGUGGUGCAACGAUUGUUUUAAUAACAAAGGAUGCGUAGAAUAAAAACAAUCUGCGUAAAAUGAAUCAAAGAUUGCCAUUCGAGAAGAGUCUUCCGCUGAAUAUUGUUUAGUAAAGUGUUGGUUGUGGUGUAAAAAUGGAACAAUCCAAUAUGAACGACAAGGAUUUGAUUGAAGAUAUUGACGAGGAUAUGCCCCUGGAACUGAUGGAACAUGCUAAUGCAGCAAAGAUGGAAACGCUCCCGAUUAAGUCGAAAGAAAAGUACAAUCGAGUGUAUCGCACAACUUUAAAGACUGGACAAACAGUUAUGGUGUAAUUGCCAUAACAUCUGACCUAAUAAUCGCGUAUUUCCACAUGUUGGACGAAAAAAAAUACAAACCCACCAGCCUAUGGGCGUUUCAUUCGAUGCUAAAGUCCACUUUACGUGCUUACGAUAACGUUGACAUCGGAAAAUUUUGUCAAGUGACUGCAUUCUUAAAGACAAAGUCCAGCGGGUACAAAGUGGUGAAGGCGAAGGUAUUCGCUGAAUCCUACAUUCUAAAAUUUAUAGACGAAGCAGAAGACCUGACGUGGUUAGAUGUAAAGGUUGUACUGAUAUUCGGCAUUUGCGGAGCGUGUCGUACCGACGAAUUAACCAGAAUCACCCGCGAUGACGCGGAAAGACAUGGCGAUUUAUUUCUGGUGAAGCUGCAGACGACAAAAACAAAGGUGUCUGGUUCAUUUACUAUCAACGACAGGUUCGCCAUGAUCGUUCAGAAGUACAUUGAUCUGAGACAAGAUCGUGUGGAAGGAAAGGACCGUUUUUUCUUGAACUAUCAGCGCGGCAAAUGCACCGUCCAGUUCAUCGGCAAGAACAAAUUUGCCCAGAUGCCGCGCCGAAUUGCGGCAUAUCUUGGUUUACCUGAAGUAGAUCGCUACACAGGACACACUUUUCGGCGCACAUCCGCUACCAUAUGGGAGAUGGCGCACUGUGCACCGUCUGCUUGUUUGGAUACGAUUGGAAUAAUCCCCGCAAAUGCAAGUACAUCUGUUGAACUACCAAAUUGCGCGUUAACAGCAUCCACUGUUGCCGUGAUGUCCACGAGAAUGAUUGCCGCAACGCCAGCAUCCGCUGUGCCAUCGAUUUCAAAUGUCGCAGAACAGGCGAGUCAAAAUCAUGCGAAUCAACAGGCAUCUACAGACUUACAUGGAUAUAUCGUUCCUGACGAAUGUCAUCAACCUGACAGUGAUACGGCUAUGCAGAAUUGCUCUCAAACGAACAAUUCGUUUUUGAAUGCGAUUCUCACUCGAUCAUUUAAGUCUGUUAAGUAA